AUGGAGCCCAUACCGCCUCAAAACGAGGUUUCAUUGCCAACAGAGCUCUGGAUUUGUAUCGCUCGAUACCUGAAUCCAUCAUGCUUUUAUGGCACACUGCCUCGAAUCAGUAAGGCUUUCAAGGAAAUGGUAAAGGCUGAACCUCUCUACGUUAAAGUCGAGCUGUAUUUGACGCCAAAAGAUCCUGAUGUCCUCUUGUCAAAGUUUGAGGUCGAAGUACAAGAGAACUUUACGUUCGUGGACAAGAGAUUGCCUCCUAUUGGUAUUAACGUCUUCGCUCAUACGUCGUUUAUUGGCCAAACAAUACAGUACAAUGCAGUAUACGAAGCCAUCGCCAGGGAAUUCCGAGAAAUGACUCGUAUAGAAAACUUCCAUUUCGUAUUCAACAACAUCACGACAGGUCCGCUCGAACGAGAAGCCGAUGCUUUAAAACACAAGACAGCUUGUAUAACAUUUACCAACAGUGCACGAGAACGCAAUCCACCACAUGUAUCGCCUGUUCUCCGUGUGAGAAGAUGGGCUUCCUUCCCAUGGUUUGCUCUUCACGAAUAUCUACCAGCUCGUCAUGAUGUCUCGAUACCAGGAUUCGUCAUGAAUGUAAAAACCCUGGAAUUGGAUUUAAUAAUGUCUAGUAGAGAAUCGCCGUUUAUAGAUCCUUCUCGCUUUGAUGGUUUAGGAAUGCUUUGGACGGGACUUGAAGAACUUCGAAUUGGAACUAGGGUAUCAUUCAGCGCCCAUAGUAAUUUAACCAACGAGAAACGAAUGGUAGACGUACAACCUGUAGAUAAUAAUCCGGUAGUGCCAGAUACAACUAUCCACGACGACGAUAAUGAUGAGAACUGGGUAGACGAGGAUGUGCCACAUCCAGCACAUCCCGUAACGUUUUCGUUAUCACCCCACCCCUUACUGCCACCAUAUCAUUUUGACGAAGAGAACGAUGACGGAUGGGACAGUGAUUCUGGAUCUGGAAUCAUAUCAAUAGGAGACAACGAUAAUGACGACGAUGAGCUUAGUAACGACGAUGACAUGGAGGACGAUGACAGUGAUUGGGAAUCUGACAACGAGUCAGAUUCCGAUACAGGUGUUGGAAAUGGUAGUAAUGGUGACGCAAUGAUUAUCGCCAAGCGUCGUAAAACCUUGUUACGAGCGAUUGUCUUGGAUCAGCUAGUGGAGAUGAACAAGAGUUCAGCCUUCUCAGCAUUGACGACUCUGGAAAUUAACUUCCCUCUUGAAAGAGCAGACCAUCUCUUUAAUCAUAUAAUUCCGUACAUACCGUCUUUACGACGUGUCUACUUGGCCUUUGGAGUAACAUAUACAUCUCGUGAGUUGGGGAGCACCGAGUAUCCGCCUCUAGAAAGUUUAGGAUGGAUUCAGGAUCCAAGCAGAGAAUUCUUUAGGGAGGCUUUACUACCAUCGAUACAUGAUCUUGCCAUUCAAUUCCACCGCCCUGACGACAAGCUAUUCGAGGUUAUGGUCGAAGGCCUAGCUGGAACCCAACAUCAUCUGAAACAUCUCCGAAUUCAGAUACUUGGAAUGUAUGAAACAAGAGGUGAAUUAUGUGAUAAGGUCAGUAGGUUUUGUCGGGGCUGUGUCGACAAGUGUAGGAAAGAGUUGAAUCGAUUCACAUUGGAGAUGCGUCAAGACUGGCUUGAUGAGAAUAUGCAUCAUUUGACGGAUUUGAAGAGGGAUUUGAAGCAUUCAAAUAUUGCAUUCGAACUUGUGAAAUUGCCGAAGCCUGUAUAUUAUGCAAAGUAG
Molecule: messenger RNA, 1755 nt
Organism: Synchytrium microbalum
Lineage: Eukaryota; Fungi; Chytridiomycota; Chytridiomycetes; Synchytriales; Synchytriaceae
Exons: 3
Coding region: 1-1755 (584 amino acids)
Molecular function (GO): protein binding
Source: RefSeq, a predicted model, not a curated record